AUGAAUAUUGACAUACCGAAUCUGGUCAAGGCCGCCGUGCCGGAAUCUGAAGGACGCAAUGCGCGCAUCAUCUCAGACAACUGGAACCGCCCCGGCUACAGAGAUCCUAAUUUUCUAUCCCAAGAUUUCCCGAGAGCGCGACCGAAGCUCUAUAUAAGUGCGGAAAGUGAUGAUUUCGAUCAGUUAACGUUAGCUGAAUGGCGUGACGAGGGCUUCGAUGUAGAAUAUUUAUCCAUGGGAAGCAGCGCGGAGGAAUACCGGGGCAAGCUCCGAUCGUUGAGCAAAAAGAAAAUGGGACCCUGCGAGACUUUUGGAAUCGUCGCAUAUGGCGAUGCCGCAGCCGUCUGCAUGGAGCACUACCAUGUCAUGGACAACAACCCAGAGUUCAAACUCGGACUGCUCAUCGCGUACUAUCCGACAGCCAUUCCAGACCCUAAAGGGCACUUCCCCAGCAGCAUCACGGCUCUGGUUCAUCUCGCUGCAGGUGAGGAGAUUGGCAUCACGAAGCAGAGUCAGAUGGUAGGGAUACAAGGCAAACGGCGCACGACUCGCAAGAAGGUGGAAAACGGCAUUGGUACCGGAGGAACACUGCGACUCGCAUACCCGACCUACACUUACGACGCAGAACCUGGUUUUGCCGAGCAUGACCUGGACGAGUACAACAAAGUUUCUGCUGAGUUGGCAUGGAGUCGGAGCUUAGGUGUGGCGAGAAAAGCGUUCAACAACCACGUCGACUUAGAGCUCGUGUUGGAAGAAAACGUACAAGGCAAAUUCUUCACUCGAAACCUAAACCAAACGCUUUCAACUUACACAACACACAAAAGCCCUCACGUAACUCACAUCCCGACUUUGACGGGAGGAAUCGGAGCAUCAGAGCUCGAACGUUUCUACUCUCAGUUCUUCAGCAACCCGCCAUCGAUGAAACUGACGCUUAUUUCCCGCACCAUCGGUGCUGAUCGGGUCGUCGACGAAGUUCACGUUCGCUUCAAGCAUACUGAGGAGAUGCCGUGGAUAUUACCAGGUGUCCCAGCCACAAACAAGAGGGUUGAAGUGCUCGUAGUCAGCAUCGUUGGGCUGAGAGGAGGCAAACUUUAUCACGAGCAUGUGUAUUGGGACCAAGCCAGUGUUCUGGUACAAAUCGGUUUACUGGACCCAAAGCUGGUACCAGAAGCGGCACGUAAGAAUGGAGUGCAGAGAUUACCGGUCGUCGGAAGAGAAGCUGCGAGAAGGGUGCUGAGAGGGUGGGACCCCGAUGAGGAAGGAGAAGCAGACAAUGAACUGGUACCAGGUUGGAAUGAGAAUGAAGAUGAAGAUGAGCGAGACGAAGAGGAGGCGAAUAAGGACCAUGAACAACACAAGAAGAAAACUUCGGACGAAAAAACACUGCCCGAAAGGUCGAAAUCGUCCACAAAAGACACUACCAGCACGUAG
Messenger RNA from Colletotrichum truncatum, 1431 nucleotides. RefSeq lists its product as uncharacterized. Gene Ontology annotation, biological process: polyketide metabolic process. NCBI's taxonomy places the organism in Eukaryota, Fungi, Ascomycota, Sordariomycetes, Glomerellales, Glomerellaceae. The record is from RefSeq and is a predicted model, not a curated record.